This is a messenger RNA of Medioppia subpectinata, 699 nucleotides long. NCBI's taxonomy places the organism in Eukaryota, Metazoa, Arthropoda, Arachnida, Sarcoptiformes, Oppiidae. The record is from the annotation of a GenBank genome assembly.
AUGUUUCACAGACUAUUACUACUCUCUAUAAUUGGUUUUGUGACCGCAAUGUCCACCAAAGAUAAGUGCGAUCUCAAGAAAGUGGAUCGUUGUGCACAAAUACUAUACAUUUACGGCAAUCCCGACUAUAAGGUGUCCAAUAAUAUCAACGAAGCGCACAGAUUCUGCAACUCGACAAAAGAGGCUGAGAUGUGUAUCAGGACUUAUAAUAACGCGUGUGUGAAGCCAUUCUCGCGUCAAUACAUCAAUCUAUUGUUGGCCGGACCCACACAACAGCUCAAGAAGCGAUGCAAUCACUCAGGAAUCAAAAAGUAUUUGGAGCACAGAGUGUGUGUGAAUGCAACCAAAAGUGCCAUCGAUUUGUGUAAUAACGGCGCGAUUGCAGACACUAUGAGAAUAUUGAUGGCCCGCAAAGAGGAUUGGAUUCAAUUGAGCUGUUGUUUUCUGAGUAAAAGCACUCAAUGCUCGACGAAAGCCAUAGACAGUGAAGAACUUUGCGACGAAAGGUCUAAGGAAUACAUGAGAGAAGCGAUUCGUGGCUUUUCUGGCGAAGUGUUUGAUCUGUUUUGCGGUAAUGACUUACACUGGGAGUCGAAUAACUGUCAAAAAGUGACCAAAAAUUUACCCCAAAUUGAAAGUAAAACCAAAAAGCCUUUAAGUGUUUUCCCGGUUGUGUUAGAAAUGAUGGAAAGGUUUUAA